UAGCUUGGUUGAUUUUUUUGUGCACAGGAGGAAGACGUAUAAAGUUUCAUUUGUAUUAUUUAUUUAUUAAUUAUAUUGUUAAGAGUGUUAUUUUAUUUAUGUACCAGGCUUGUUUGUACAUCGAUCGGAUAACUUUUGUUCUUUAGGUUUUCUUAUCAUGGAGAUAUUUGCCAGUCCAACAGAACCAUUUUUCAAUUCAAAAGGGGCAAGUGUUUCAUCAGAGGUUUUAGAGGAGAUGCUACAAAAUUUAGCCAAAGAAAAUGAGAAAAAAAUGAAAAGUAUUAUACCAAACCAAAACUGCUUCAAAAAACAAAAGAAACCUGUUGAGUUUAUAUUUCUGAUGUGUGAAAAGCUUAAACAACCUUCUGAAGCAAAGUACAUGGCUGUGGAUAUAUUCAACAGAUUUAUGGUAAACCAGGUGUUUAGUCUUUACGAAUAUGUAAUGAAUAGUUCAUCCUACACUCACAAGAAGCAAGACUGGCAGAACAUCAUCAAUAAACUGAAGAAACAAAUGACGCUUAGAAUGCUCUCCUGUCUCCAAGUGGCUAGUAAGCUGUGUUCACAUUAUAAGUCUUUAACAGCUAAAAAGUGCCACAGAAUCUUAAAUGAAAUUGGACUGACCUACUCGCUGGACAGUAUACUGCAGUCCGAGCUAUGUGUUCUCAAGACUUUACAGUACGAACUAAAUACAGUUUCACCCUUUACCUAUGUAGAAAUCAUUCUAGAGGUUAUUGCUCAUAAUGAUGAUACGAUUGCGGUGAAGCCUCUUCAUGACAUCAGCUUGAAGAUAAUGGACUUGGCUUACUUGAGAAGACAGUGUAUUUAUGAACAGCUAUUUGUAACUGUCACCGGCCAAGCAUGUAUCUACAAGCAAGACAGGAUAAAGUUUGCGCCGGUUGAGAAUGAUUUGAUGUUGUUCGCUGUUGCCAUCAUAGCUGCAUCAUCAUACGUUGCAGAUCAGAGCACAAGUGAUAAGGUAAUUAAUCAUUUGGAGAAGAUAACCGGAAUCUCUACAGAGGACAUUUUAAUGUUUGCGGACAUUUUGCUUCGCAAUUAUGUUGAUGUUCUACAAGAGUGUACGACUUCUAAGAACCAGGCUAAGUGAAGUGUCAUGAUGCAGGUGAUUUGAAGGUUGUGUGGAUAGUGGAUGAGGUUGGAACCAGCUGUAUAGUAUUUAUUGAGAUUAAUCCAUGUGCUGUAAAUUUUUACAGCACAUUAUUUUUAUCUGAGAUACAACAUAUCAUAUAUAUAUAAACUAACUUUUAUUCAAAUAGACAAUAAUAUUUACCUAGUCUAUUUUAAUUAUAAAUGUAUUAAUUGAUUCUCAGAGAUAUCUAAAUACUUACCAAAAAAAAAAAAAAAAUAGAAGCAGUUAAAACAUAUGUCCACGUCUAUUAUAAAAAGUGAUCAUUAUGAUUAUAAAAAAUGACGUACAAAUAUAAAGCGAUAUGAAAAUAUCUGUAUGAAAUUAGUUAGUAUAAAAAUGUAGAUAAGGACAGCCAAAAGAGUAAAAAAACCAUCUUUUUAUGAAACAGCAAGUAACGAUAUAGUAAGUCUGUUGUAAAUUUUGAAGUAGCAUAUUUUUCAGCAAUAUGAAAUGAAUAAUUUUUUUGUAUGUUAAUGAAUAUUAAAUUUAUGAUUUUGUAAUCAAAAGUUAAUUACUGUUAAGUAAAGCUCAGUUGUUUUCAGUUAAAUUUUUAAGAUUUUUGUUAGUUUUUUUAUUUUAUAUAUUCAUGGAUAUUUAUUAACAUAAAGAAAGAUACAUUGAUUAUAUUUUAUUAAAUGUGUAAUACAACAAACAUAAGUUGGUGUGUAUGUAUCAAAGUGCAAUAAACAAUCACAGUGGUUUUAAACAAAGUUUGCAUUGGUUUUAACAUUGUACUCGGAGAAAGACAAAUUAUUUGAGAGAAAAAUCAUAUACAUAUAUUGCUAUAUAUUUGUUCUUGCAUAACAAAGGACAUGAGGUGGACUGCUAUGAAACAGUCUUAAACAGGUAAUCUUAACUGAUCAGACCACGGUAUAGCAAUGGUCUAUAAUUAUAGACCUGCAUCCGUGUCAUGAUAAUAGCUGACUAAGCGUUAAGACCGUAGAUAGGAUGUGUAGAGCAAUCUACUCUUGGAUAUUAACAGAUUGCGUUUCUAUAAAAGUUGACCAAUUCAUAAAAUGAAUGAAUGAACUACAGAACGUCGCAAUACAAGUGGUAGUUUUCAUUUUUUCAUAUUGAAAGGUAUGUAGUGUAUCAAUGGAAUGCACUUUGCUCUACAGAGCUUAACAUGCCUCAUUCUCAAAAUCUAGGGUUCAAAUCAUAUGAAAUGAAACAAGAAUGUCUGUCAGACUCUUAAUGGUUGGCAAUGGUAAACUGACUUCAUUCCCUGAAAUGUUUAUCACAUUAUAUACUCCUUAUUGUAUUUCAUGUUGGAUGUGAGGAAAAUUAAAUAAAAGCAGUGAGUUGAAAAAUGUUAUAACCUGGAACAUCACAGAUAAUGCUAAAUUUCCUAUUGAGCUAUAAUGAACCUAUUGGCUGUUAGUGAUGCAAGUAAGAGGUACCUUGGUCAUUUUGAAAUACUUUACAAAACAAUAUACUGUACCAUAAUUCCUCGGGUAUAAGCCCAAAUUGGAUAUAACCUCCUACCCAAUUUUAUGCACCAGUCUUUCCUUGGGCAAAAGCCUAUAGUAUAAUUAAAAUGAGUAGGUUAGCUGACUUUGAUAAAUAUCAUGCAAUGCUGAAAAUUUACAUUUUGAUUGAAAAAACAUUUUGUGUUUAAUGGUGGUGGGUUUAUACCAGAUAAAAUACAGUAACUGAAAAGAAAAAAAAAUAUUUGUGAA
Molecule: messenger RNA, 2826 nt
Organism: Anneissia japonica
Lineage: Eukaryota; Metazoa; Echinodermata; Crinoidea; Comatulida; Comatulidae
Product: cyclin N-terminal domain-containing protein 1-like
Exons: 8
Coding region: 158-1105 (315 amino acids)
Biological process (GO): reciprocal meiotic recombination
Cellular component (GO): site of double-strand break
Source: RefSeq, a predicted model, not a curated record